AUGACACCCCUCCCCGCCACCCCCGACCCAGCGCAAGCGAACCUCCUCCGCCGCCACUCGCGCGUGACCGUCACCCAGCUCCUCCGCGACGCCUUCGCCCGCAUCGACGUCGACCGCGACGGCCAAGUCGAUGCCCUCGACAUCCAGCGGGGCCUCCGGGUCGCCGGCGUGAACCUCUCGACUGAAGCGGCUGCCCGUCUCAUGCAGCGUCUGGACCCCCAGAACCGCGGCCUGCUGACGUUCGAGGACUUUGCCGCGCUCCACGACGCGUUCAUCUCACAGACGUUCCGCUCCUUCGAUCGCGAGCACAAGGGCUUUGUCGUGGACCAGGACCUCCAGCACGGACUGGAAGCUCUGGGCGUGCACGUGACGCUGCAAGAAGCGACGGAGAUGAUCCAGCAGCUGCGUCCACGGGACGCGCAUCGCGUCCAGGAAGCGGAUUUCAAGAUGUUGUACCUGCUCUUGCGGUCCAAGAUGGUGUCGACGACGGCUUUGGAGCACUUUUUGUGGGACCCGGACGUCCGGUUGCUGUCCAAGAACUGGUGGAAAGCCAGUGUGGAAGUGGGGGAGAGCGGCUUGCGGGCCCCGCUCCCUUCGCUCGUGGACAAGGACGGACGGGGGAAGAAAGUCUCGCCGCUUGUCAAGUUUCUAGGGGGUGCGCUCUCUGGGGUUAUUGAAGCUGUGGUCCUCACGCCGCUGGAUGUGACCAAGACGCGCAUGCAACUGGACAAGGUGGGGCAGUACCGUGGCAUGGUGGACUGUGGCAAGAAGCUCGUGGCGGCGGAAGGGCCCAAGGGGCUCUUUAAAGGCUUUACGCCCUGGACUGUCCACGUUGUGCUCAAGAACGGCACGCGGUUCUACUUUAAUGCCAUUUUCCGCCGCAUGUUGUCGGACCAGAAUGGACAGGUGAGCGGGGCUAACGAGUUCAUUGCAGGGGCACUGGCAGGUGCUACCGAAGCUGUGCUGAUUGUCACGCCGUUUGAAGUCAUUAAGACGCGGCUGCAGGGCCAGAAUAUUGUCAAGGGGGAGAUCCCCAAGUAUCGUGGUCCCGUGCACACUGCGACGACGAUUGUCAAGCGGGAAGGCCCGCUGGCACUGUGGAAGGGGUUGGCGCCGACGAUCGGCCGGCAAGGACUGAACCAGGCUUGUAGCUUCUGGUCCAACAACUUUAUCAAGAAACACGUGUGGAAGCUCCAGGAAGGCGACUCGCUGCCGGCGUGGAAAAGCGGGCUCACGGGUAUGAUCGGUGCCAUCCCUGGCCCGUGCAUUAAUUGCCCGAUGGACGUGGUCAAGACGCGGCUAAUGGCACAGGAGACGGCUGCAGGUGCAGGUGGCAAGUACAAGGGCAUGGUGGAUGCCAUGGUUGUGAUAGCCAAGGAAGAAGGCAUCACCGCACUGUACAAAGGUCUUGUGCCGCGUCUCACUCGAUUGUGCCCGUCGUACGGUAUUCAGUGGCUGGUCAUGGACAAGGUCACCGAGCACUUCUCCAAAAUCUAA
Peronospora matthiolae is the source of this 1497-nucleotide messenger RNA. Lineage: Eukaryota; Oomycota; Peronosporomycetes; Peronosporales; Peronosporaceae. The record is from the annotation of a GenBank genome assembly.